Molecule: messenger RNA, 2523 nt
Organism: Danio aesculapii
Lineage: Eukaryota; Metazoa; Chordata; Actinopteri; Cypriniformes; Danionidae
Gene: dzank1
Product: double zinc ribbon and ankyrin repeat domains 1
Exons: 21
Coding region: 98-2374 (758 amino acids)
Biological process (GO): eye photoreceptor cell development
Molecular function (GO): protein binding
Source: RefSeq, a predicted model, not a curated record
AACAUUCAUUUAAUAUGAAUAUACGAAAUAUUUACAAUUCAAUUGUAAAGUGAUUAUUGAUACUUCAAUCUACAAAAAAUUGUUGAAGAGCACAAACAUGACAGCAGGUUCAGUGGCAGCACCUCAAAUAAUCCCCAUCCGCAUUCCUCCUCCAGGUAAAGCCAAGCAUGAGAUAGACUCCAGCACACCUGUUGAGAUCAAGUCAGAAUCCCCUGAUGUGAGUGUCCUGUACACACUGGACGGCAGUAAGCCAGAGCUGAUGAAGAGGGCAGGUUUUGCUGACAGCACUCUGAAGUACACUGAACCUGUUCGAUUACCUGUGGGGAAAGUGUAUGUGAAAGCCAUGGCUGUCUCUAUCGAUGGCCGCCAGAGUGCUGUGGUCACCAAGGUUUUCGUAGUGGAGCUGUCUGCUUCAGAUGAACGAGAGCUGAAUGCACAUGAUGAGGAUGACUCUUUGAAGAACGACACAGCGAUCAAUAGCAAGGAUGUGGUUGAAAAUGGGACUGGUGUCUCCUCUGUUAAAUAUUUAGAUAUUCCCAGUAAUGAAGAUCACAGAGCUCUGAAAGGCCCUCGAUUCCUCUCGCAGCGCCUCGGUUCUGGAUCAGCUGCUCGUCUGACAGCUCAAAACUCACAAAACCAGAGUGCUGAUGUUGUAGAAAGCCCCUUAAAAAACCUGACCAACACUCAGAUAUCACGCAUCCAAAGAGAGACCGAUUUUCUGAGAUGUCCUAAGUGCCUUAGCCAUCGUCCUUCAGACCCUUUUGCCCGAUUCUGUCUGCAUUGUGGAGCGCCAGUCCCUCCAAUACCUGGUCAAAGACUGCCCCCUACUGAAGGAGGACAGAUGGGUCUAUGCAUGCAUUGUAAAACUAUGGUACCACUCAAUACAGCCAUUUGUGUGGUGUGUGAGUCUCCAUUAGUUCAACAACUGCAGCCGCAGGCUAGUCUGAGGCUACAGGAUAAGUUAAUCUGUCACUCGUGCGGGACAGGGAACCCUGCUCACAUCACACACUGUGUCACUUGUGAAUCCCAGCUGCUACAACAAGCCAGACCUGUUUUGAGUGGACAGAGAGCUGCACCUGUACCCAGUUCACAAAGAAAAAUGGUCUCCUGCUCAAAGUGCAAUAGAGUCAACCACUCAGAUGCCCGAUUCUGUGAUUGGUGUGGAGCGAAGCCCGGCCACAAAGCCAGCAGUGUUACUUGUUCUCAGUGUGGAGCCAGCAGUCACCCAUAUGCUAAUCACUGUGGGGGCUGCGGCGUCUAUCUGGACGGGCCACCUAGGACGCCCUCACAAGUAAACCAGGGACAGGAUGCAGAGGAAGUGCAACAGUCCUCCGCCAGCUGGCAGACGGCUUCUGCAACUGAAUCAGGAACUGCUCCUCCAGCUGUGGGUUUGCGCAUGUGCGCAGAUGCACAGACGCAGACGGUGGGUCUGUUUUUCCCAUCCAGCACUGAAAUAAAAAAGCGCAGCCAGCAGAGGGAGGUGGAGCUUAGCAGACAGGAGAAAAUGAGUGACAGGAAGCCUCUCCUCACCGCCAUUAGUCCUGGCAGAGGGUUCUGGAGGAAACAGUUGGACCACAUUUGCGCACAUCUGCGCAGUUACACUCAGAAUAAUACUGAGUUCAGAGCUCUGAUUGGAGAACCUCGGCUGGGCAGAAUGAUCUCUGCAGUUAUUCAGGAGGACAGUUAUGAGGUCAGUCUGCGAAUCAACUUCAUCUCAGCUCCGCCAGAGGAAUCGAGGUCAUCUUCCGCAGGACAGCAGAGCAGAGCUGUGGCUUCAGAGAGUCAGAAUCUCAGUGCUGUGACUGAAGGCAGAAACUCAGCCAGUCCAGAGAAUAACAAUAACACAACAGAAUCUCAAGUGAAAAGAAAGAAGACAAAGAUUGGGACAUCAUCAGACAUGACAGAAAAUCAGCCAGAGUCUAAAAGCAGUCUUCUGCUGAAAGAGGUCGGGCCUGAAGGACGGGGCCAAAUCCCAACAGUGCAACAGCUUUUGGAUGAAGGUGCUGAUCCAGCAUGUUUGGGAAGCGAUGGACGUCCCGCUCUGGUUGCUGCAGUGCUAAACGGGCAUCAUGAUGUUAUUCCAGUGCUGGUGCAGAGAGAAGCAGAUGUCAACCAGGCGUCUGGGCCGUUGAAAAAUACAGCUCUGCAUGAAGCCGCAGCUCUGGGAGAUGAGGGCCUGAAGAGUGUUGAGAUACUCUUAGGGUGUAACGCAAGUAUCAGAAAGCAGAAUGAUCGAGGCCAGACGCCGUAUGAUAUUGCCGUGUCCACGGGCAGCAGCUCUGUGCUCUCUCUGAUGGCAGCUCACCUUGGACAGAGUCUGUUACUGCGCCACACCAAAGCCAGGAGCCCGUCUGGACUGGACACAUUCUCAUGAGGCAAUCCACAUUUCAUCUUAUCAGUAUGACUGUGUUUAAUACUUGCAGAUUUCUUUAUCUUUCAAAAUUUUCACCUAACGGAAAUAAGUCAGGAUAUAGAUCUUACCAGCAAACUCGACAUAUUCAAGGGAAAUAAUUGCUGAUUAAA